GAUGACCUAAGUUAUCCUUGAUUUGAGUCUGUUGUUUUAUCUCUUCAGCUGCAGUUGCCACAGCUUUAACUUCACUUCAAAUGAGUUCACAUUUGAAAGCAGAGAGCUGAGAAGCUGCUGGAGGGUCAGCCCUGAGAGGUUCUUUGGUAAUGUCCACCAUGAAGGUCAAAGCACACAGACACUUUAUAGCUGAUAAAUGUAACUGCCCCGUGGGCCAGAUCAGAUGGUGUGCAUACAGCGCUCACUCAUGUAUAUAAAUAUGGAAGAAAAAAUGAGAAACACCUCUGAAUAUAAUGUGGUUCAGUACAACACCACGUUUAACUAUGACCUCGGUAAUAAACAUAUAACUGAACUGACACAUUUACACCGCCUGUCAACAAAAACGGAACAUUAUAAACUUCCUGAAAGCAUAAUUCAUUGAACAGCUGUUCGACACUUCUCUGUCACCUCCUAAAAGAGACAUAAUGGUCAUCCAUCAAGCACUCAACAAAGUCUUCAUGUACACCUAAAACUGCUUCAUCAUUAUUUUCAGCAGUCUAAUCAAAGUUGUGCUGCAAUUCCAACUCCACAGGCCAGCUGCCAAAAGAUGUUUCAGCUUUUAACACUUCUUUACACACAAGGGGCCAAUGGACGAGGGGAAGUUUCACACUGGUGAUUCCAGCUUCCUCAAACUGCAGAGUACACGUGCGUCCACCCCACACAGACUGGAACCACCAGUAUGAGAUCCUCCUCUAGUUUUUGACAUUGUCACAGGUCUGCAUGCCAAAUGUUCUGGGAAUUUAAACGAAAAUUCCCACUGUAGUCACUAGGCAGUCAUUAGGCAGCAAUGCAAGCAAAACCGCUCCCCACCGAAGACGACUGACUUCAAACGCUUGGAAAAUGUGAUAUUUUGCAAGAUAUCGCAAAGGCGUGGCAGUGAUCGUGAUCGUGCAACAGAUCACUAAUAGAAAUAUCUGAGUUUCAUUGAGUCAUGCAGCCGAGCGGCCACACUCCUCCGCCUCAACGCAGCGAGUCAGCAGUUAAUAUGAUGAGAUGUACAAAGCAGACCCCCCCACCCAGCCUCCACACGUGGCCUCCGUACCUUCCACAAGAGGAAGUGAAUGAGGAGGUCUGGAAGUUUUAGUGUAUUGUUUGAGGGGUGGAAGUGUCGGGUGCCCCAGUUCACGCGUUAUUUCCGCAUUCCCCACUUCGAGCACGAGUCAGCGGGAGCGUCACAGCAGCUCCGUAUUUAACGGAGCCGACUGAGACCUGGACUACAACCGAGGACCGUACAGGACUACAACCACAGCUGCGCGUCAUGUCCCAGUCCGAAGGCAAGAUGAAUUUGGAGGAAUACUUCAAAAGAAUUGGUUUCCAUGGCUCUUUUGAUAAACUGGAUCUCGCAACACUGAAGCUGAUCCACAAACAGCACGUCAUGUCAAUUCCGUUUGAAAACCUCAGCAUUCACUGUGGUGAGGAGAUCAUCAUGGACCUUGAGGUCAUUUUUAAUAAGAUAGUGAGGAGCAGUCGUGGGGGUUGGUGCCUUGAGAACAACUUCCUGUUUGGCUGGGUGCUGCGAGAAAUGGGCUACGACACAACGACCUUGGGCUCCAGAGUUUUUAACAGUAUCCUCAAUGAUUUUGGUGUCGCUGAAAGUCAUCUUAUCAACAAGGUCAUCAUUGAUGGAAAGGCUUACAUAGCAGACGUAAGCUUUGGGGUGUCGUCCCAAGUGUGGGAGCCGCUAGAGCUCAUCUCUGCAAAGGACCAACCUCAGUCAGCGGGUGUCUUUCGUCUCAUAGACAAAGGAGACAUCUGGGUGCUGGAGAAGACUAGCAGGAAGCCAGAGGUUCUCAAUCCAGACUUUGCCAAGUCAAGUCUAGUGUACAAGAAGGAAACGAAGCCGAUAUACGGCUUCACCUUGAAACCUCGUGAGGCCCAUCAUUUCUUUGAGAUAAACCGCACACUUCAAACAGAUCCUUCUUCACUGUUCACCAAUAAGUCCAUCUGCUCUCUGCAAACACCAACAGGAUUCAGAGCCCUGAUUGGUUGGACAUACAGUGAAACGAUCUUCAAGCCUGAGGAAGGUGUUGAUGUCUUAGACAUGAGGAACAUAACAGACGAUGAGAUAGAGCAAAUUCUGAGGGACAAGUUCAAUGUAAAGAUGCAGAACAAAGUAAAGCCUGUAAGCAACAAAGUGUCUUACACGCUCUGAAAUAUUGCACAUAUUCAUUUUUGACAUUGCCUUGGAAUCAUGUUAAAAUGUGUGGUGAUUUUAUGACUGAGGUACACUUAUAUUAAUGAUUAAUAUUAAUUAAUUAAUAUUGGCUCUGUAAUAUAACUUGGAAAUGGUUCAAAACUGACCCUCCCAAAGAUAGUUAAUCAAAAACCGCUCAUUCAGUUCGGUUGUUUGAACAUAUGUGUUCGAAUUCUGAUGUCAUUUAAGACUCUGUCCUUCCCACCAGUAGACUCACCUUACCUGCUCAUCCUCCCCACUCACCUGUUCCCCCAUCAAGCCUAACCCUAACCAUAUCAACCUUAACCCUAACCCUAACCCUCAUCAGGUCCCAGGUGUAGUUACCGGUCCAUUUUCACUAGCUUUCUGCCACAUCGUAUUUGUCCUGUGUACCUUGGCUUUCUGGUGCUGUCAUUAUUGCCUGCCAGUUUUUGUGUUUAUCCUGAUCUAUUUUAUAAUGUAUCCUGUGUAUUUUGGAUUCUGCCUCAGCCUGAAACCAUUUGUACUUUGUUUGACUGCCUGUUUUUUUUGUGUCCUUGAACAUUUCUAAGUAAAUACUCUUUACCUUUUACAUCUGCCACUGAAGUCAUGUUCUUUGGAUCCUUUUGUCUUUGAACUGUGACAGAAACACAGCUACACAUCGUUUGCAUAUGACUAUUCCUCACAGCUCUGUUUCAUAACAAUGGAUUCUUAAGAAAAAUUCCCAUUUGGAAGGAACUUCUAUUUUUUUCUGUGUCAGAUAAGUAACAGACAGAAAACUUCCAGCAAGUCUGUAUUGUUCCAUUACUGAAUUACUGUAAGGCAUCAACCAAUACUUAUUUUCAUCAUAAUACAUGCAGUAAAUAUUUUCUAUUAUAACUGAU
Molecule: messenger RNA, 3075 nt
Organism: Chelmon rostratus (copperband butterflyfish)
Lineage: Eukaryota; Metazoa; Chordata; Actinopteri; Chaetodontiformes; Chaetodontidae
Product: arylamine N-acetyltransferase, pineal gland isozyme NAT-10-like
Exons: 2
Coding region: 1298-2191 (297 amino acids)
Molecular function (GO): acetyltransferase activity
Source: RefSeq, a predicted model, not a curated record